UGUCAAACAAAACGGCAGUUCAGCCGGAGGCGAGAGGGGUGUCGCCUCGUUAAAUCACGUUGUCUGGGACUGUUCGUGCGGCCUCACGCCGCGUCAGCCGCCCUCUCGUUUGUACUUGUGCCUUAAACGCUGUCGUUCGCGGGAUGUUUUAAUUCUUCAGCAGCACAAACGCAGUGCGUGUAUUUGUCUUUUGUUUCUUUCCUCCUCGCUGUGUUACUUUAGACGAGCAGCGUCACGCUGGCGAGAAGAAAAACAUUGCAGCUUCCGGUAAAGCUUUUCACAAUAAGACCUGUCAAACGUGAUUUAAUGCUCAAUUAAGCUGUCAAGUUAACUGAGAGUUGAUAAUUAGUAUUGAUAAAUCUGCUAUGCUUCGAUUUAUAAAGCACAACUACAUAGGUACCUGAAAUAAUAUAUGAACCCUUGUUGACACUUUUUGGAUUGCAAAACUGCAUUUAAUAACUAAUAAGAUAUUAGUUGGAGUUACAAUGGGAAACCUUUUUUUUGCCUGCAUCUGUUAAGUUUGGGUUACACAAGGUUGUUCUUCACUCAGCCACGACACUGUUUAUCUAAGCAGGUGGACGUGCAGCAGGUGAUCGCAGCUCUGACACAACCAAUAGCAAAGGGCUGUAACCGAAUCUUCAGUGUGUCUGUAAACGUUCUGCUGCGUUGAAGUUUGAGAAAUAGGGAUGAUUUUGUUUUCCCUUCCGCACCAUUCUCAGGAAUGGACCCGAGCUGGCGUUUGUCUUUUUUCAGGGAGUGUUCCUCCCCUGGUUCCCCUCGGAGAGGACAACCUGCUUGCCGGAGAUGACACCUUGAUGUACUUGACGCUUAGAGCCUUGUUUCCUCUCUCCUUCGGGACCCGGCGCUGUGGCCAAGCUACCUGUUCAAACUAGAAUUUGGAACGAACCUGGAUGUUUGCAAAAUCAAAAAACAAAACAAAAAAAAGCUGAACAGUUUUGACUUUUAUUCGGUUUCAUCUUAAGGUCCCUGAGGCGAGUGUGUCCGUCCACCAUGCCGCUGUUCGGUAAAUCCCACAAGAGUCCGGCGGACAUCGUCAGGACGCUGAAGGACAACCUCGCCAUUCUGGUCAAACAGGACAAGAAGACGGACAAGGCGUCUGAGGAGGUGUCGAAGUGUCUGGUGUCCAUGAAGGAGAUUCUGUACGGCAGCAACGACAAGGAGCCUCACACCGAGACGGUGGCCCAGCUGGCCCAGGAGCUCUACAACAGCGGCCUGCUGCUGUCGCUGGUGGAGAACCUGCAGGUCAUCGACUUUGAGGGGAAGAAGGACGUGUGUCAGAUCUUCAACAACAUUCUGAGGAGGCAGAUCGGGACGCGGAGCCCCACCGUGGAAUACUUCUGCUCCCACCAAGAGGUCCUCUUUAUACUGCUGAAAGGGUACGAGACUCCCCAGGUGGCUUUGAACUGUGGCAUCAUGCUGAGGGAGUGCAUCCGCCACGAGCCGCUCGCCAAGGUCGUCCUGCAGUCGGAUCACUUCAACAGCUUCUUCCACUACGUGGAGAUGUCCACCUUUGACAUCGCCUCCGACGCCUUCGCCACCUUCAAGGAUCUCCUGACGAGACACAAGGUGCUCGUGGCCGAUUACCUCGAGCAGCACUACGAUGCCGUGUUUGGGGAUUACGAGAAGCUGCUGCACUCUGAGAACUACGUCACCAAGAGGCAGUCUCUGAAGCUCCUGGGCGAGCUGCUGUUGGACAGACACAACUUCACCGUGAUGACGCGCUACAUCAGCAAGCCCGACAACCUCAAGCUGAUGAUGAAUCUGCUGCGAGACAAAAGCCCCAACAUUCAGUUUGAGGCCUUCCAUGUCUUCAAGGUUUUUGUCGCCAACCCCAACAAGACGCAGCCCAUCAUCGACAUCCUGCUCAAGAACCAGACCAAGCUAAUCGACUUCCUGAGCAACUUCCAGAAGGACCGCACGGACGACGAGCAGUUCAACGACGAGAAGACCUACCUGAUCAAACAGAUCCGGGAUCUGAAGAAACCAGCGUCCUAGAGGAGCGUCGCUUCCCGCCCGCCAACCCCGCUUUUUAUUUGAUUGGAAGUUGACCGUAAGAAAACAAAACACUAAAGACGUCACGCGUCUUCAUCUCACUUUGUUGGUUCCUUUAAAACUUGUGCAACAGUAGUUCUCAGUCACAGAUGUUUCUCUUUGCACAUUUUUUUGUCCUUUUUCUGUUCAGACGAGAAUAGUUGCAGCUAAAAUGUUGAUCAUUUAACUAUUUAAAUGAAGUAGCUGCAAAUUAAAAUGGUAACAACCUUCUCAUCGGCUCGACUGCUCAAGUCUGCUUCCUCCGAAAAGAAAUUGGGCUACAAAGGGUCGCAGCUUUUGGGAUAUUUUAAGUCUUUAAAAUGAAGCGCCUCCUCGGUACAUCGAUCACUGGUUCUCUUUGCUGGUGGCUUUUAGCACUUUCUGUAUUAUAUUAAAAUACUUUUUGUUAACUAUCACAUUUUUUUCACUCUGCUUGAGGGCGAUUUUUAUUUUAUAGACUGAUUUCUUCAUCAUGUACAGUGUUUGGUUCCUUGGUGAGAGGGGAGAGCAUCCUUUCACUCCUGUGACAAAGUGCUCUUCUCUGGUUUGGAUCUGAUGUGUUAGAAACGGGGGAGAAGAGUGAAAGGUGCCUUUUGGGUUUGGUGAGUGUGUUUUUUUAAUUUUUUUUUAUCUCUUUCCUCUUUUUGUGUAUUCAGUCUCUUUCCAGGGGGAGCUCAAUUCUAGCGUCAUUGAGAAUAUGCUCUGAGGAACAUAUUUGUUGUGAUUGAGCAGUGAACCUCGUGAUUGAAACAUUUCGCGGCCUUGGUUGCCGUGCGGAUCAAAGGUCGCAGGUCGUAGCUAAGCAGUGCUGACGUGAACCCUGCAGACUCCUCACAGAGGCCAAAGUUGAUUGAUUGAUUGAUUUUAAAAUGACACAUAAAAUGUACAAAAUCAACGACACUGAAACGCAACUUUUUAUAUUUGACUCAAACUAAAAUUCCUAAUUCCAUUUUAUAAUGGCGACACUUGCACGUAUGUCACAAAAGAAAACGUGGAGUUUAUUUCCCACUUGAUACAUUGAAGUUUUAUGUCUAAACUAAACAAAAAAAAUAUUUAAACAGAAAGAAGUGGAGCGCAUCUGGGUGAACGUAACAAUUUUAAACCUGUAAAUGUUUCCUUGUUAACCCGGCGUAAAGUAAAAACAGCCCGUGAAAAUAAAAAAGCAGCGAUUUAAUUGAUGCUGCAAGUUGAGACACAUCCGGUGAAUCCGCACAGGACAUCCGACUCUUUCUCGUUCUACACAUUGAUGCGAUUGUACCACUUUGACAACAAAUAAAAGGAUGGGAAACCUUG
This is a messenger RNA of Gasterosteus aculeatus aculeatus (three-spined stickleback), 3345 nucleotides long. The record is from RefSeq and is a predicted model, not a curated record. Lineage: Eukaryota; Metazoa; Chordata; Actinopteri; Perciformes; Gasterosteidae.